CCUUCCUCCUCGCGUCUCUCGCUCCCAAGCAGCAGCCGCCGCCGCCACGGCCAGAGCUCGACUCGCUCCCUACAGGUAAGGAUGGUGAGAAUCAGCGUGCUGAAUGAUGCUCUCAAGUCCAUGUACAAUGCUGAGAAGCGUGGCAAGAGGCAGGUCAUGAUCAGGCCUUCUUCUAAGGUCAUCAUCAAGUUCCUUAUCGUCAUGCAGAAGCAUGGAUACAUCGGUGAGUUUGAGUACGUUGAUGAUCACAGGUCUGGCAAAAUCGUGGUCGAAUUGAAUGGCAGGCUGAACAAGUGUGGUGUCAUCAGUCCUCGCUUUGAUGUUGGUGUCAAGGAGAUUGAGGGAUGGACUGCCAGGCUUCUUCCAUCUCGGCAGUUUGGUUACAUUGUGCUGACAACUUCUGCUGGGAUCAUGGACCAUGAGGAAGCAAGGCGCAAGAAUGUUGGUGGCAAAGUCCUUGGCUUUUUCUACUGAAGUGGAAGUUCAGAAAGUACUUCAGAUAUGUUAGUAGGAUAUUUUCCAGAGAACUCCUAAGUUGUCUUUUUUGUCUGACUAGCUGCCGCGGCUUGUUAAGUUAUUCUGGAAUCUGUAAUGCACUUCUGGAUUGGGUGCCUUUGUUUGAAACUAUGAGCUGUGCCUGUCGUUAAUUCUGAAAUCUAUAUCCUAUCUUGAUGUUAUUCCAUUGAGAUCA
Molecule: messenger RNA, 691 nt
Organism: Lolium rigidum
Lineage: Eukaryota; Viridiplantae; Streptophyta; Magnoliopsida; Poales; Poaceae
Product: 40S ribosomal protein S15a-1
Exons: 4
Coding region: 82-474 (130 amino acids)
Biological process (GO): translation
Cellular component (GO): ribosome; cytosolic small ribosomal subunit
Molecular function (GO): structural constituent of ribosome
Source: RefSeq, a predicted model, not a curated record